AAGAUUGGUCAUUAACAUCAGAUUAUGAAAUAAAACUAUUGCUCAACGGUGAUACAUUAACACGUACUCAAGAAAUAUCAACUUGUGAAACUUUACUAUGUGAAUUAAUCAAUUUGAAGGAAGAAUUCGAUGAAAAUGAACAAGCUUUAUCAUUCGAUUUUACUAAUAAAAGUGGUCUUUGUUGUGAAGUCAUUUUUGAAAUAACUAAAUAUCUUUCAUUAAAUGAUGCAAUUAAUGCAUUUUCCGAUAAUAUUCUUUCUUUCGUACAUAAAUAUGAAACAAAAGUACAUAUUUCUGAAUCUUCUUAUACAUUUAUCAAUAUGAUUAUUCGAAAAAUUAAACUUGAACAUAUUAUUUCCUUACAUCUUAAUGAUGUUUCAUUCUCAAAAAUAAAAGAAUUAAAUUCGUCAAUUAUUUUUAUAAAUGUUAUCUCAUUGACUCUUCUCAAUUAUCAAUCGAUAAAUUUUAUCAAAGAAUACGAAGAAUAUUUUCCUAAUUUAAUUCGUUUUUGUCUUUGGUAUGACGAUCAAGUUAAUUUUCAUACAAUUAGUGGUAUCAGUUCUCAAUUUUGGAGUUCAAUUAAACGAUUCGAAAUUCGUUGUGCUGGACCACUUUGUACACAUUCUAAUAUCAAUGAAUUCACUACGAGAUAUCAUGGAAAUUAUACAAUAGAAUAUUUUCUAUUUGAUGUUAGGUAUCUUCCUUUAUUUUCAAUGUAUGAAUGUCGGGACUUUCAUGAAUCAUGUGUUUUGAUGUUAACAACUGAUUUUAUCGCAAAAAUUCACAAUAUUCGACAUGUUCAUCUCAUCAUCAGUAAUCAAUACAAUCUUAAGAAAUUGUUAAAUGUCUAUGAAUGGAUAGAAUUAACAAAUACAUGUCAUCAAUUGAAGAAAAUAACGUUACAAGUAAUGGAAAGUAUAUUUGAAGACCAACAAUUAAUAAUGAGAAUAAUUGAAAUUCAAAAUAUAUUGUAUAAUAUAAGAAAAACAAUCAAAUUUCAAGUUGUAUCCAUGUGA
Messenger RNA from Rotaria sp. Silwood1, 1016 nucleotides. The record is from the annotation of a GenBank genome assembly. Lineage: Eukaryota; Metazoa; Rotifera; Eurotatoria; Philodinida; Philodinidae.